CUGUCGCUUUAACUUUGAUAAAUAAUAUCUGAAGGAAUGGGAGGAGUGUGUUGGUGUUAAAAUUCACCUGACCAGCAGUUUGUGGAAAUACCUUAACCCGGGGGUGUCCAAAGUGUGGCUCGCAUUCGUUUUUUCAUCGGUCCAUGUCACUCUAUAAAAAUAUAAUUUAACAAAACAUUGUAAAAUUAUUUUAUAAGAGUAAAGUCUAAAUAUUACAAGGAAAGCAGCAGUGUAAUGAGGAAAAAUGUUUGAUUUUACAAUAAUUAUUUAAUGUGAGGAAAAUAUGUAUAUUUUUGAGUCAUAAUAUGAAAAACCCACCCUCGGCCAUCUCUGUGUGGAGUUUGCAUGUUCUCCCCGUGCAUGCGUGGGUUUUCUCCGGGUACUCCGGUUUCCUCCCACAUUCCAAAAACAUGCUAGGUUAAUUAGCCACUCCAAAUUGUCCAUAGGUAUGAAUGUGAGUGUGAAUGGUUGUUUGUCUAUAUGUGCCCUGGGAUUGGCUGGCCACCAGUCCAGGGUGUACCCCGCCUCGCGUCCGAAGACAGCUGGGAUAGGCUCCAGCACCCCCGCGACCCUCGUGAGGAAAAAGCGGUAGAAAAUGAAUGAAUGAAUGAAUAUGAAAAACAAUACAGUUGUGGAAAAUUAAAAGUUGGGGAAAAAAGUUACCAACAAAUCAUAUUAGGAGAAGAAAAUGUACAAAGGUUAUUGAAGGAAAAUUUAGUUCAUACUUGUAAUAGCGGUUUUUCAACAAUAUCUCAAAGCUGAAAUGCAUUUUUUGUCUUGAAUCAUAUUGUAUAUAACUUCUUCACAUAAUAUCCAAGUGACCCUUGCAUCCUUCAUUUUAUGUUUCCACUGGAAAAAGUUUGGACACCGCUACAUUACAAUCCCAUGGACACGAUUUGGGUGAGGAAAAAGUGUCAUUUAACAUAAAUUACUGUUUUUAUUUCAGUCCAUAUUUGGGUUGUGUAGCUUUUCCAAAAGGUUGUUCAGUUUGAACAUUGCUUUUGUUUGGACACACCCACACACACACACAUGCUAGAGUUUCAUGAAUCUUUGCUUGAACUCUUUCUUCGUCUUAUUGAUUUGACAAGUCAAUCUAUGCUGCUGGAGGUAAGAUUGCUUAAGUUGAGUCAUUUGUCAAAUGUAUGUUUUCACAUACACUUACAUGUUUGGUCAUUUGUGUGAAUGCCAUAGAGAUUUCAAUUACAGCCUUAGGAUUGUUGUUUUAAUAUACAUUUAUAACUUUCCAUAGCAUGUAUGUUUGUGUGUGUGAAUGCUCAUUAUAUAUGCAAUGUGCUGCAUGGUAGGUUGUUGUCAACCCCAACACCAUAAAAGUCCAUUGUGAGCCAUGACUUGUUGUGAUUGGAUCAAGUCUGUGUGGGAGACGGGGUGGAGAUAGUCCUGAGAACAAGGAUAAGGACUGAAAUGACCUUUUUAAAGAGGUCUUUUAUUAGAGUUGUCUGUUGUAGGACCGUAAAGCUCCACCAUGGUGCACAAAGUGGCCGUGAUCGGCGCCGGCCCAUCGGGUCUGAGUUCCAUCAAGACGUGUCUAGAUGAAGGCUUGCUGCCGACCUGCUUCGAGAGCAGCGAUGACCUCGGCGGACUUUGGAGAUUCAAGGAGGUAUCGGAGCCCAAUCGUGCCAGCAUCUACCGUUCCCUCACCAUUAACAUCUCCAAGGAGAUGAUGUGCUACAGCGACUUCCCCAUCCCGGCCGAGUACCCCAACUACAUGCAUCACUCCAAAAUCCUCAAUUACUUCCGUAUGUACGCGGAGCACUUUAAGCUACUGCAGCACAUCCGCUUCCAGACCAUGGUGAAGCGCGUCAGACAGAGGCCAGAUUAUUCCCGAACGGGCCAAUGGGAAGUAGUGACGGAGAGGAGGGAUGGGAAGGAGGAGAUGCACGUCUUUGAUGCCGUCAUCUGCUGCUCAGGACAUUACACCUACCCCAACCUGCCCCUUCAGGACUUCCCAGGAAUCGAGACCUUCCAGGGACGAUACCUGCACAGUUGGGACUACAAGGGUCCAGAGGACAUGCCCGGCAAGCGAGUGGUGGUCAUCGGCAUCGGGAACUCGGGCAGCGACAUCGCGGUGGAGAGCAGCAAGUUUGCAGAGCAAGUUUACAUGAGCACACGCCGCGGCGCCUGGGUCAUCAGGCAGGUGUCGGAUGACGGAAUGCCAGUGGACAUGAAGUACAACACGCGCUUCGUCCACAUCUUGUUCCAGCUCCUCCCCAUGAAGUUUCUCAACUGGUUAGGCGAGAAGAAACUCAACGCCAUGUAUGACCACACCAUGUAUGCCCUCAAACCCAGCCACAGGUUUUUCAGUCAGAUUCCAGUCAUCAACGACGACCUGCCAUAUAAGAUUCUCUCUGGGUCAGUCAUCAUCAAGCCGAACGUCAAGGAAAUCCGUGGCUCUUCUGUAUUGUUUGAGGACGGCAGCGUUGUCGAGAAGGUGGAUACCAUCGUGUUUGCCACGGGUUACAACUAUGACUUCCCGUACUUACCCAGCGGUGCUCUGCACAAGUCAGGGCACCGCGUCGGUCUAUACAAGCACGUCUUUCCUCCCACCCUGGAACACCCCACUCUGGCUGUGGUGGGCUUCAUCCACGCCCUCGGAGCCAUCAUGUCGCAAGCCGAAAUGCAGGCCCGUUGGGUUGCGCUGGUCUUUAAAGGACAUAAGAAGCUGCCUUCAAACCAGGCCAUGGUCAAGGCUGUGGAGAAGGACACCAAGGACAUUGACCAAAAUUACAUCGUGUCCAAGCUGGCUCCGCUGCAGGUGGACUUUGUGUCCUACAUGGACAACCUGGCCGGAGAGAUCGGAGUGCGGCCCAGCCUCCUGUGGCUUCUCUUCACCGACUACCCACUCUUCAAGAAGGUUCUUUGGGGCCCCGUCACCACCUACCAGUACCGCCUGACGGGGCCUGGCAAGUGGGAGGGCGCCCGGCAAGCCAUCUUCACGCAGUUUGACCGCAUGUUGAAGCCCCUGCAGACAAGGAAGGUGCCCGACCAGGAACAAAAUGGAUCCAUUUCAGGUCGCCUGUUCAAGCUGAGCCUCUCCCUCAUGGCCGGGGGAGCUGCAGUCUUCUAUGUUCAUGUUCGAGACCCUUCUGUCUUUCCCAACCUGAUGGCCAAGCUUAGGGUGACAAUACUUUGAGUUCCAAAAACCAGGACAUUUGACACAGAAAAUGAGGUACUAGAAUGAUGCUCAUCAACAUUUCAAUGCAUAUGGAGUGGAAGCAUACUUUGAACCAAAGACACAAAUUCAGGUCGGCUUCUCAGAGGUGUUAUGAUGCAUAAUAUAAUAGCUCUUUGAUAAGUCUCAGUGGUGCAAACAGUUUCAGUUUGCUUUUACAAUUCGGUACAAGUUAAGUAUGCUCAUAAAUCCCAGAAACCACAUCUACAGUCAUCCCUCACAAUAUGUUUGUUACAAUAUGAUUAUUUUUAAGAAAUUAAUUAAUUAAUAAAUGAUAACAGUUUUGUGGACUAUGGUCUAGUAAUAGUCAAACAUAUUGAAAUACAUGUGAUAGCCUAUUGUAGUAUUCAGGUCAAUAGGUGGCAGUAAUGAAAGAAAACAUUGAUACAUUACCUUACAUUACAUUACCUUAAAAAUGCAUGACAUCAUGAAGCCACCCAAAGCAUGUCCAACAUGAAAGUUCUCCUCCCACUCCGUGUGGAAGUGGUAUGAUUUUAGGCUACUUAAGUUUAGAAGAAAUACAUUUGAGGCAAUCUGAUAAUCUCACUAGACGCUCGCUUGCUAGCUUGUUAGGUCGCUAAUGUCCGCAGCAUAAGAGUCGAGCAAUGCAUUGUAAACAAAGAAUAAUAGGAGUGGGAAGGUGACUAUAGAUGUGUUAUUGCAGUCGAGUCCGAACCCAUUUAAAAGCUAUAAACGUGGGACGAAAUGAUGUGGUGUGUUUGAACGCACAUCCUCAUGGCUCAUAACAACAUGGUUAAAGUGGGAUUCAAAUGCUGUGUUACUUUUAAAGAGACUGCUGAUGUGCUAUCUAUUAGCAUGACUUAAAUAGUCAUUUCAUUAGGUCAUACAAAUAUAUAAUUUUGUUUAGCUUUUUGUUCAUAAAAUGCAGUUUAAAAAAAGUGCAUAUUUCACAUAUAAUUACAAAUGGUGAUUAAUCGUGGUUAAUUCGUUUGUAAACUGUGAUUAAUUUGAUUAAAAGUUUUCACUUACAAAAAAGGUAUUAAUGAGCUAUAUUAGUUUACUGGGUUUAUUAAAUACUGUUCUAAUGCCGCUCAAUUGUAACAACAGAAUGAAAAAGCGACUAUUUAUUUUCGUAGCCAAACAAAGCCGAUAUGCUUGUUUUACCAGAACAUUAACAAAAUGCUAAUGUCCACAACUCACGUUUUGUAUCCCACAAUGCAUUUGUUUAUUUUUUCACGCACAUGCUGAGUCACCGUUAAUAGGACUCAUGGUAUUGCUCUCAGUCCAGUGGCAAAUUUAGGCUUAUUUUAGCAGCACUCAAGAAACCCUAAAAUAUUCGUAAACACCCCUAUAUAACUACAUCCAUAAACCUCCUCUUUGGUCUUCCUCUACACCUCCUCAACACCAAUAUAUUGACUAUCUCUCCUCUGGACAUGUCCCAACCAUCUCAGUCUAGCCUCUCUGACUUUAUCUCCAAGGCCUCUAACAUGUAAUGUCCCUCUGAUGUACUCCUUCCUGAUCCUAUCCAUCCUGGUCACUCCCAAUGAGAACCUCAGCAUCCUCAUCUCUGCUACCUUCAGUUCUGCUUCCUGUCUUUUCCUCAGUGGCACUGUCUGUAGACCAAACAACAGCCUCCUGGAAACACUCACAUCAAGCAUGCCCAACCAAUUUUUCAACGGUGGAGCUACUCAAGUCCUACUGAGAAUUUUUUGUUGUUGUUGUAAUUUUUUGAGCAAUGGUCUUAAACUUUUGAUCAGCCUAUUUCAGUUUAAUUGUUGGUUUCAAUAAAUGACUUUUUGUCACACUCCCCCUUCUUGCUUUUCAUCUACUAAAAACCUCAUUAAGAUCCAAAUGUGCAAAAGGUAAAUUCCAACUAUUUUUCAACUGGUCUUAAGAUUUUGAUCAGGUCGGUACCUGCAAC
Doryrhamphus excisus (bluestripe pipefish) is the source of this 5072-nucleotide messenger RNA. Lineage: Eukaryota; Metazoa; Chordata; Actinopteri; Syngnathiformes; Syngnathidae. The record is from RefSeq and is a predicted model, not a curated record.